Venustampulla echinocandica is the source of this 1509-nucleotide messenger RNA. RefSeq lists its product as uncharacterized. NCBI's taxonomy places the organism in Eukaryota, Fungi, Ascomycota, Leotiomycetes, Helotiales, Pleuroascaceae. The record is from RefSeq and is a predicted model, not a curated record. Gene Ontology annotation, cellular component: nucleus; SWI/SNF complex. The coding region runs from base 1 to 1509 and encodes 502 amino acids. The transcript has 4 exons. Gene Ontology annotation, biological process: regulation of transcription by RNA polymerase II.
AUGCAACCUCAAUCUCAGUAUCGCGGAUUCCCCCAGAGGUCUCCUCAUGUAGCACCGCAAUCAAACCCGCGGCGAGGAAUAGGCCCUAUGGUCGGCGCACAUCCUCAAAAUUCCUUGACACCGUCCCAAAUGCAGGCUCAGCAACAGGCCCAGCUCCAGGCGAAUGAUCGUGCGAAGACCCGUAGUCGCAAGCCGACUGAUAAGAAUGUCCCCGAAGGAGCCGAGGAGUGUAUCAUUGGUGAUGGGGUUCAGAGGUACCGGGAGUUGAGGGAGCUGGAGAGGAGGUUGGAUGCUACCAUGAUGAGAAAGAGGCUGGAUCUGCAGGAUUCUGUUACUCGGAAUGUUAAGCGCUGGAGGACACUUCGCAUCUGGAUUAGCAAUACCGCAGAGGACCAACCUUGGCAAGCCGAUACCCUUGAUGUGGAUGCCUUCGACUUCAGCACAAACAUGGACUCAUCAUAUCGAGUAAAGAUUGAAGGGGCAUUAUUGGAGGACGAAGAGGACGAUUUGGACAGCGAUGAUAGCGAUGAUGAAGAUGAGGCUGAGGAUGGCGACGCCAUGGAUGAAGAUGGAAAAGAAAAGACGAAGAAGAAGACCAAAACGCCAUCGAAACCAUAUAAACUCUCGCACUUUUUCAAAGCCAUGACGGUUGACUUCGAUCGGAAUAAGGGCAAAGAUGGCUCAGAUCAAAGCGUGGAGUGGAAGAAACCGGUCCUUACACCCAACGCCCCAAGUCUCCCAAAUGCUGCAGAUUUCGAUCAGUUGGAAUUUAAGCGCGGUGGCGAUGAGAAUAUGAAUAUCACGAUCAAUCUUGUGCGGGAUGAAAAUCCAGAGAGAUUUCAAUUAAGCCCACUACUGGCCGAUAUCUUGGACAUGUCGAUAGCCACCCGAGCGGAAGCGGUAAUGGGUCUGUGGGAGUACAUCAAGGCAAUGGGAUUACAAGAAGACGACGAGAAGAGAUCUUUCGAGUGCGAUGAUCGAUUACGAGUUCUUCUCGGGCGAGAAAAAGGCUAUAUCCCAUACCUCCCGGAGCAGAUUCUGUCACAUAUGACGACUCUACAACCGAUCAAGCUCCCGUACACUAUCCGAGUUGACAAAGAGUUCCACGAGAACCCCCAACCCACCAUCUACGACGUCCAAGUCUUAGUAGAUGACCCUCUCCGUGCAGCUCUCACCGCAUACCUGACCAAUGAUUCCUACGCCCAAAAUCUCCGGGAUAUCUCCCAGCUGAAUGACCAUGUUGCGCUCCUCAUGCAAAAGGUAUCAAACUCCAAAUCGAAACAUCAAUUCUUCGAUGCUCUGUCGAAGAACCCAACGGAGUUUAUAGCCAAGUGGUUGAGCUCACAGAAGCGGGAUUUGGAAGUCAUUUCUGGGGAAGCGACAAGAGGUGGCGGCGAGGAUGCUAGUGGUGAUGAGUGGAGGAGAGGGGGUAACUCGGGUAUAUGGGGUAGUGAUAAUGUUAGGGAGAGCGUGAAUUUGCUGGUUGGGCAGAAGACUAGGGCUUUAUGA